AUGGAUCCGGUUGAGAGGGUCUGCCAGGAGCUCGCGCAGGGCAAUUCCAGUGCUGCCAUUCUGCCCUCCUCCAGCCGAUACAGCGCGCUAUCCGACGAAAAUUGGUCUGCCACGGCCUGGGCAAAGCCAUCCUGUAUCGUGCAGCCCAGACAGAUAGCGGAUCUUCAGGCUAUUGUACGACUGGUGACUCGGGACCAGGUUCCUUUUGCGAUUCGGUCCGGGGGCCACAUGCCGUCCCCGCUGGGCGCCAACAUCAACCGGGGAGUCUUGAUUGAUAUGUCGGGGUUUAACAGUUUUCUAUACAACUCCACGUCUACCUUGGCAACAGUGGGUAUGGGCCAGACAUGGUUGACCGUGUAUGAAGGACUGGAGGUCUACAAUCGUACCGCGGUGGGCGGGCGGGUGCCCGAAGUGGGCGUAGGAGGCUUACUUCUCGGCAGUGGGUUGUCAUAUUUGUCCGACCUGUAUGGCCUAGCCUGCGACAACGUUGUUGAUUUUGAGAUUGUCCUUGCUAAUGGAUCCGCCGUUCAUGCCAAUGCCCGCGACCAUGCCGAUCUUUUCUGGGCGUUGAAGGGAGGGGCGAACAAUUUCGGUAUUGUCACCACAGCCACGAUCCAGACCUACCCGAUGGGCCCGGUCUGGGGGGGCAUCAAAUGGUAUUCCAGUGAGCAAUUGCCCGCGGUGAUGGAGGCGCUCUACGAAUACCAGACCGCGCCCAACAAAGACCCCUACGCGAACCUGAUGGUGGAGGCGGUGCCGCUGAACAGCACGGGCGGAGUGAUCCUCAACCUGGUGUAUUUGAAGCCCGAGCCCGCCCCCGCCGCCUUUGCCCCCUUCGCCGCCCUCCCCACCGUCCUGGAUACCACGCAGAUCCAGUCCUUUCUCACCUUCAUGAGCGGAGCCGUGCUCCCCGACCUCCCGCGCUGGGACUGGCACGCGACCAGCUUCACCCCGUCCCGCCGCCUGUACAGCCAGCUCGCCGAUCUCUUCCUCUCCCCUCGAACCACCAACGCCAGCGACAGCGACCGUGGCAGCGGUCGCACCGGACCCCUGGCGCAGCUCAAUCCCGUCCUCGGCCGCACCUUGUCGGUCGGCUUGCAGCCCAUCUCCGCGAGCGCCGUCCUGGCGGGCACGGCGCCCGGCCGCGGCGCAGGCAACGCGCUGGGCCUCCAGCCCGUGAACCAGACCUGGCUCGUCCUCGACAUCGGGUGGGAGUUGGCGGCCGAUGACGCGCGGGUGCACCGCGCGACGGCGGGCGUCCGGGCGGAGAUUGAGGCGCUCGCCCAGCAGGAGCGGAGCGACCUCGAGUACAUCUUCAUGAACGAUGCCAGUUGGGACCAGGAGGUGAUCGCGCAUUACGGCGAGGCCAACGUGCGCCGGCUGAGGGAGGUGCAGCGCCGGUAUGAUCCGGACUUGGUCUUCCAGCGGCUCGUGCCGGGAGGAUUUAAGCUUGGAUCAGGCGAAAGCUUUACAUGA
Messenger RNA from Aspergillus saccharolyticus JOP 1030-1, 1476 nucleotides. RefSeq names its product FAD-binding oxidoreductase. Lineage: Eukaryota; Fungi; Ascomycota; Eurotiomycetes; Eurotiales; Aspergillaceae. Bases 1 to 1476 code for a protein of 491 amino acids. Gene Ontology annotation, molecular function: FAD binding. The record is from RefSeq and is a predicted model, not a curated record. The transcript has 5 exons.